This is a messenger RNA of Aspergillus uvarum CBS 121591, 1468 nucleotides long. Its product is annotated as GroES-like protein. The transcript has 2 exons. NCBI's taxonomy places the organism in Eukaryota, Fungi, Ascomycota, Eurotiomycetes, Eurotiales, Aspergillaceae. The record is from RefSeq and is a predicted model, not a curated record. The coding region runs from base 16 to 1173 and encodes 385 amino acids.
CGUCUUUGUUUAGCUAUGAAUUAUACAAGUUUACUUCCGACAACUACUGCCCUCAUGCGGGGCGUGGUCUGGACGGGAACGCCUUUCAAUGUCAGUGUCGUUGACCUGCCUGUUCCACUCCUUCAGUCAGCUACAGACGCAAUUGUAAGGGUCUCAGUCGCAGGCAUUUGUGGUACAGAUCUGCAUACCUAUCGUGGUCAUUAUGGGAGUGCGACAGUCCCGUGGGCCAUGGGUCAUGAGGCUCUCGGCUUCAUCACUGACCUUGGCGAUGCUGUUAGCAAUUUCCGGAUAGGAGAUCGAGUAGUGAUCUCGGACACUGUUCAUAAUGUGCAGGUGGUCACAGAAUCUUCUACAUCUUCUCCUUUUGGCAUGGGACCUGAUCGGGGAAAUCUGGGCGGCUGUCAGAGCGAGUAUGUGAGGGUUCCUUUUGCCGAGCAAAACUUAAUUCCUAUUCCCUCGAACACUUCUAGUCCGUCAGACAGUGAUAUCGACUAUCUCUUUUUAUCUGAUAUCUUCGCUACUGGCUGGGGUGCCCUUGAUUUAGCUGGUUUUGAACCAGGUGACACUGUCGCAGUCUUCGGUGCUGGCCCUGUGGGCCUACUAUCGGCGUAUUCAGCGGUGCUCCGUGGGGCAUCCAAGGUGUACGUCGUGGAUUACGUGCCUGAACGGCUUGAGUUGGCUCGUUCUAUAGGUGUUGUGCCAGUGAACUUUUUGAUAUCGGACCCUGUAGAGCAUAUUCUUGCUCAGGAACCGAACGGCGUCAUUCGCAGUGUGGACUGUGUUGGAUUCGAAGCAGUUAAUAAAACGCUACAGAUGGAAUCUGACAUCAUCAUUCGCCAGAUGGUCAAUGUGACUGCAAGAAAUGGUGGAAUAGGUGGUGUCGGUAUUUACGCGGAUGUGCAUAACAGCACAGGGGUUCCACGAGGAAGCUCUGUCAUGAAUGAUAUCAGCUUCCCUGUUGGUACAUUCUUCUCGAAAAGUCUUCAGUAUAAAGUCAGUGCUAUCUAUCCUCCAGACUACGCUACCACACUAUUGCCACUGAUAAACAGUGGUCUCGCCAAGCCGAGGUUUGUUGUCAGCUCACUAGUCAGCAUCGAGGACGCACCACAGGCUUAUGCACGAUUCAAUGAGCACCAGGAAACUAAGGUUGUCAUUCGUUUCGAGUGGUCUUAAGCAGGGUUUCACGCUCCGUCGCACUUUUAUAGGGUAUUGAGGAGGCCUUAAGAGUAUGGAUUGCUCGAUGCACUAUCCGUGAUUUAUGAUAUCAGCUCAUGUACAUGAUUUCCGUGGCCUGAUAAUUCCUACUUUAUAGAGGACAUUCCUGCUGUUACAAGAGAGCCUUGAUUGAUUUGUGACAGGCUCCAUACAUGACCUAAGCUUUCGAGAUCUAUUAUUUACACGGCGGUGAAAUCAGCCUAUCUACAUUUUCGUACUCGGCUUUAUUCUGCGAUUCCAUGUACUCCAGCAG